Caenorhabditis briggsae is the source of this 825-nucleotide messenger RNA. The coding region runs from base 1 to 825 and encodes 274 amino acids. The transcript has 6 exons. The record is from RefSeq and is a predicted model, not a curated record. Lineage: Eukaryota; Metazoa; Nematoda; Chromadorea; Rhabditida; Rhabditidae.
AUGCCGUCUUUGGAGCACUGUAUUUCAAUCAAUCCGACCACUUUUUGCCGCUCCUUCGAUUUUUUCAAGUGCUUUCUUAUGGAUUAUCUUCUUAUACUUUUUUUAAAUAUAUACUCCUUAUACUCCCAAAAAAACCUAAAAUUGAAAAAAAAUAGAAGAGACGCUGAGAAACGAGAGUAUCUAGCUGUCUGCACCCUCCCCUCCCUCGGGCCGGGAGAAAUUUUUUUGGAUUUUUUUCCGAAAAAAUCUGAAAUUCUGAAAUUUCAGCCAAAAAAAAUCAAUUUGUCUGAAAUUUUCCAGGCAAACUGCUGCAUUUGGUUCAGCCUUCUGUCCAAACGUCUUCACUCGAUUCACCCGUCAUUUUGUGUCAUUUUUCUAGUACUUUUGGUGCUCAAAGCAGUCCAAUUUUUGAUUUUGGCAUUCGAGUCGACAGUCGAUGCAGGCGUCAUCGCCGAGCUAAUACUACUCAUGGCUGAAACUGCACUGUUGUCAAAAUCGACAAAACGGCUUGGAGAGAAUGAAGAAAAGUCCAAAUUGACGCCAGAAGAGAAGAGCUCGUUUGUUUCUCGAAUCUUCUUUUGGUGGCUUAACCCAUUAAUUAAAUCUGGCGCCAAAAAUCCGUUGACCAAUGAGAAUUUGCAUAAUUUGAAUCAAAAUGCCACGUCAGAAUGGUUAUACACACGAUGGAGGGACGAGUUCCGGAAGGAGAAGGAAAGUAGGUCGAAAAGGGGCGGAGCUUGGGUUUUCCUAGUUGAAAAUAAAAUUUUUAAACUUAGCAGGUUGAGAGGAAAUUUUGAAAAUUCUCCAAGUUAUGAGCAAAACUAA